AUGAGUCUGAGGAGCAAGCGCAAGAGCCUGCUGAACUCACCUUCAGGGCGAUUCAGCAGUAGUUCCAUGGGAUUCAACUCCAUCCCCCAAAUCAGCACCUCUACUGAUAUCAAACCAGUAACAAUCAACAGGAGCCUGCUUGCCCCACUAAACUUAGAAGUUGACCCCACCGUCCAAACUAUACGCACCAUGGAGAAAAAUCAGCUGAAGACUCUCAACAACAAGUUUGCAUCCUACAUUGAAAAGGUCAGACAGCUGGAGCAGCAGAACAAAGUGCUGGAAACCAAGUGGAAGCUCCUGAAUCAGCAAAGCGCCCCCUCCUCCGGUGAUGCGGAGUCCAUUAUUAAGACAUUCAUUUCCAACCUGGAAAAACAGCUGGAGCUUUGCAGACGUGAUAAAGUGAGGCUUGAAAAUGAGUUCACAGCCAUGGUCGAGACUGUGGAAGACUACAAGACAAGGUAUGAGGAAGAGAUCAACAGCAGGGUCACUUCAGAGAAUGAUUUUGUACUGCUCAAAAAGAAUGUGGAUGAAGAAUUUAUGAGAAAGGUGAAUUUGGAAAGCCAGUUGACAGCUAUUCAGGAUGAAAUCCUGUUCCUCAAAGAAGUGUAUCAGAUGGAGCUGUAUGACAUGCAGGAGCGUGUGAAGGACACCUCUGUGGUGGUGCAGAUGGACAACUCCCGCAACCUGAACAUGGACCAGAUUAUAGCUGAUGUUAAGGCUCAGUAUGAAGAAAUUGCUGCUUACAACCGUGAAGAAGUUGAAAAGUGGUACAAGAGCAAGUUUGAUCAGAUGAAAGCGCAGGUCCAGCAACAUAACAGUGAGCUGCAAAACACUAAGGCCGAAAUAGCUGAGCUUAAGCGAAUGAUUCUUCGUCGGCAGACUGAGAUUGAGGCUAUGAAGGAACAGUAUUCCCACAAUGUAGUAAGCAUAUCUGAGCUGGAAGAGCGAGGGGAACAGGCUGUAAUAGAUGCAAAAAGCCGCAUUAAGGACCUUGAGGCGGCUCUGAGGCAGGACAAGCAUAACAUGGCCAAGCAGCUCAGAGACUACCAAGACCUCAUGAAUGUCAAGCUGACCCUGGAUAUCGAGAUAUCCACCUACAGGAAACUCCUGGAGGGAGAGGAAGAGAGACUUGGUAAAGACUCUGUUAUCAGCAUCCAAACAGUGCCCAACAAAGCUGUUGCCAGUAACGACUGUGUUGACGGCACUGAAAGAGUGCUCAGUGUCCAAACCUUGCCCAACCAAACUGUGCCCGUUACCAACCAGAGACGAAGGUCAGGCGCUGUUCUCAUCAAGACAGUGGAGACCAUGAACACGACAUACACCGAAGGCAAAUAAAACGCAGCGGUGCUCUGAACUGACGGAUUGCUACUUAAAAUUACCCUUAAAUUAAUCUGUUUUCAAACUGCUGUA
Pelmatolapia mariae (spotted tilapia) is the source of this 1410-nucleotide messenger RNA. Its product is annotated as keratin, type II cytoskeletal 8-like. NCBI's taxonomy places the organism in Eukaryota, Metazoa, Chordata, Actinopteri, Cichliformes, Cichlidae. Bases 1 to 1335 code for a protein of 444 amino acids. The transcript has 10 exons. Gene Ontology annotation, molecular function: structural constituent of skin epidermis. The record is from RefSeq and is a predicted model, not a curated record. Gene Ontology annotation, cellular component: keratin filament. Gene Ontology annotation, biological process: keratinization; intermediate filament organization.